UAAACACACACUGCUUCCUAAACGAACGACGAACGAUUCAGGCGCUCUUCAGCUACUGGUUUAGCCUUCUCCUCUUAUACCUGCCGUUGUAAUAUCCGCUCAGUGGAAUACCGACAUACGUUUUUAGUAUCCACCACAAUCUGUUAUGAAUCAUACUUGCCCGUCUGACAACACCGCAAACGUGGACCAAUCCAGUUUCUGGAGCUCCGGGAACCUGAACUGGGACCAACACCGAAUAGGAUGGGCAAUUGCAGGAGGAUGUGCUGUGCUAACAGUUAUUAUUUCAAUGAUUUCAGUCUUGCGGCAUUGUCGACAUUAUACCAAACCUAACGAGCAGCGUCAAAUUCUGCGAAUUCUGUACAUGCCACCAGUAUAUGCUGUUAUUUCAUUCUUUUCCUACCGAUACUUCCGGAGUUACACAUACUACUCGCUCAUCGAAGUCUCAUACGAGGCUGUCACCUUGAGUGCAUUCCUACUCCUUCUGAUCGAAUUCGUGGCAGCCACGGCUACAGAUGGCGACGCCACAAAAGCAAUUGAACGGAAGGAUAAAAGACCUUUGCCGAUUCCUUUUUGCUGUUGGAGAUACCGACCGACGAAGCCUUACUUCAUGUAUACCGUCAAGUGGUCAGUUUUGCAAUACGUUAUCAUCCGACCAGCCGUAUCUAUCGCUGGGAUUAUCUGUCAAAUAUACAACGUGCUUUGCGAGUCUGGCCCUUACAGCAUAUAUUUUGCCAAUGUCUAUCUCGAGGCUGUUGAUUUCGUCAGCAUUAGUGUGGCACUUUACGGUCUUUUACUGUUUUACGGACUCACCAAGGAGGAACUGGUUGGGCGACGACCACUAGCUAAAUUUCUCUGUAUCAAACUCAUCGUGGUAUUCACUUUUUAUCAAUCCUUUAUCUUUAGCGCACUAGAAGGCCGCGUUAUUCAAGCUACCGAAUACUGGACUGCGGGCAAUAUCGCAGAUGGUCUUAAUGCGCUGGCCAUUUGCAUCGAGAUGGUUUUCUUCUCAUUAUUGAUGAUGUGGGCGUACACAGUCGAUGAAUACAAGACGGUAGCAAACAAAAAGACAGGCAUUUGGCGUCCAUUAUGGGACAGCGUCAACUAUUGGGAUUUUUUCACAGAGAUAUGGUACUCAUUCAAGUUCUUCUUUCACCGUUCCCCUGGCUCCUCGUCAACUUCUUCAAGUAAGAAGGGUUUUGCUCAGGCAUUCGGGAUCGGUGGCAGGUCAGUGGAAGAUGGUAGAUCAACCGAGGAAUCAAUGAGGUUAGCUCCAUAUCCCUAUAGUAAUACCCACAACGCCGACAGCGCCAGUCCCGUAUUGUCAUGAAUCAGAUCAAACUAGCGUCACACAUCAAGGACACCUUCGUUAUCUACAUCUGCUAGAGUCUCAAUUUACUUGCUUGCUUUUAUAUAUUCACACUCUUUACCUGUGUCUGACUGUGCUACUAACCUUUAAUACGUCUGGCUACGUGACACCACAGAACUUCGGCACUGCGGAACACGUUUGUAUGUAUAAUAUUGUACGAUAGAAAGUACUUUGUACAGUAAGUUGGGUCCAAACAUGUAUCUGGUAGAACGAGGGUUCACAAUGUUCAUGCUGUAUUUCGUG
Molecule: messenger RNA, 1609 nt
Organism: Suillus discolor
Lineage: Eukaryota; Fungi; Basidiomycota; Agaricomycetes; Boletales; Suillaceae
Product: organic solute transporter Ostalpha-domain-containing protein
Exons: 17
Coding region: 146-1327 (393 amino acids)
Biological process (GO): transport
Molecular function (GO): transporter activity
Source: RefSeq, a predicted model, not a curated record